This is a messenger RNA of Cricetulus griseus (Chinese hamster), 3547 nucleotides long. The record is from RefSeq and is a predicted model, not a curated record. NCBI's taxonomy places the organism in Eukaryota, Metazoa, Chordata, Mammalia, Rodentia, Cricetidae.
AUGCCUGUGUCCAAGAUUCUAAUUCUGUUUUUACCCAGUCUUUACCCUACCUUCCUUGGAGAUCCUCUGUUAGAGCUAGGUUACUGCCUGGUUCCUGGACCCAACUGUUUCAUUCUGGAGGCUUCCCCACAGCCACUGUUGGUACCUAAACCUCAGAUGAUGGCUUCAGACAGAACCUCUCCGUUACCAGGACCAGAUAUGGCCAUGAAACCUGGUGCUGGCCUGCCCCCUUUCACUGGGCUUCCCUUUGCCCCACCUACUCCUGUGCCACCAGACCCACCCCUCUGGGAGCCAUCACCACAGCCCCCCAUACCUCCUGCAUUCUCUCCAGGCAGUCCUCUGCUCCUUUCUGCUUUUCCCAGCCCAUUGUUGGUGACAGGAGAAGGAGGCUCUGGCCCCAGUGUGGCUGGAACUGGCCAGGUCAUUGUUAAAGUCAAGACAGAAGUGGGGCCAGCUGAGCCCUCUCAAAGUCAGAACCUUAUAGUUACUCAGACAGCCCUGAACUGGAUUACCUCAGGGGCUCCUGGUGGGGGCCAGGAGGGGCUGCCUCCUCCAUAUGUGACAACCUCUAGUAUGAAGUCCACUCUGCCUGCUGUGGCUGUGGGAGUGAGCCAGGAGGGCCCUGCGGGACUUUCUGUGCAGGCUCUACCACCAACUGCCCAACUGGCUCCCAUUGUGCCCCUGGAAAAGUCUUGGCCAGGAACACAAGCUGCAAACAUGGAAGGAGGUCCAGUGGCUGCCCGGAAGCCCUCUCAAGGUGACCUUGCCUAUGCUUCCAAGGGUGUUUAUGAGAACUAUCGUCGCUGGCAGCGCUACAAAGUCUUGGCCCGGACUCACCUAUCCCAGAGUCCUGAUGCAGAAGCUCUUUCCUGCUUUCUUAUCCCAGUGCUUCGUUCCCUGGCCCGACUGAAGCCUACUAUGACCCUGGAGGAGGGACUGCCGAGGGCUCUACAGGAGUGGGAGCGUACCAGCAACUUUGACCGGAUGAUCUUUUACGAGAUGGCAGAGAAGUUCAUGGAGUUUGAGGUGGAAGAGGAGAUGCAGAUACAGAACACACAGCUGAUGAAUGGUUCCCCAGGGCUGUCCCCUGUAACCCCUUUGAAACUUGAUCCAGGGCCUCUGGUCCCUGAGGCUUGCCAGCAGCCAGUGUACAUCCCCAAGAAGGCAGCCUCUAAAUCACGGGCUCCCCGCCGGCGGCAGCGCAAACCCCAGAGGGCUCUGGUUCCCGAGGCACCCAAAGAGAUCCCACCGGAAGCUGUGCAAGAAUAUAUUGACAUCAUGGAAGGUCUGAUGGGGAGCCACUUGGACACUGGGAAGACAGAGGAGGAAGAGGGGCAGCUGGAGGAUGCAGGGAUGUAUCCAGAUCCAAGUCUUCUGAGCUACAUUGAUGAACUAUGUUCUCAGAAAGUCUUUGUCUCCAAGGUAGAGGCGGUCAUUCACCCUCAAUUUCUGGCAGAUCUGCUGUCCCCAGAGGAGCAGAGAGAUCCUCUGGCUUUAAUUGAGGAGCUAGAGCAAGAAGAAGGACUUACUCUUGCCCAGCUGGUCCAGAAACGACUCCUGGCCUUGGAGGAGGAAGAUGCACAGGCACCUCCAAGUUGCAGCGCAGCUCAGUCAGACUCAAGUCCUUCUGUUUCUGAUGAAGAUGAAGAUGGGGGUCGAAGGCCUAGGCCCUCACCUGGGCUUCAGGGGGCUUCAGGCACUGUUCACAUUGGAAAAUCUGCUUCUCCAGGCAAGCAGGCAAGAGAAAUGUAUGGUGGGCAGGAACAAGCCCUAGGUGGUUCAAGGGGGAUUCUCAAGGAUGGAAACACUCUGCCAUCCUCUAGUAGCUGGGACCUGCAGCUAGACCUUGCAGCUUCACAGGGAAUGCAAGUACCCUUGGGUGUGGAGAGAAAAGGGACUGGGAAAGUUAUAAAACAGCUAUCUGCACGUAAUGAUGGCCACCUGGGAGGUACUGGGUCCUCUGGGCACUACCCAGUGGCAGAUAGGAAUUCAGAGUCUUUACUUUUUUGCUGGCAAGAAGGUCCCCCGCCCAUGAGAGCCUCUAAUUUGGAUGUUGCACUUACGGAGCCAGUUCCUCUGCAAGCACUUAGGUUAGAAAACCAGGCCUUGGGGGUGCAAAUAGGACAACAGAUUCGGCGAGUUGGGGUGCUUAUUCAAGGGAGAGAAGCUUCAGCAGUGUCCCAGGAAGGUUCUUCAAGGGCCAUGUGGAGAGAUGACAGAGGUCCUGCCAUGGUUCAGAGUUUUGAUCAGAAUCAUUCCCCUGGAGUAGCUGGCAACCUGGACAGGGUUUCUCUCAGCCCAGAACUGUGGCUGAGCAGUGACAUGGAUGCUGUACGCAUAGAGUUUCCCUUACAAAUCCAAAGGGUCACAGACAGCACCCAAGAUGAGGCAUGUAUAAGGAAGGACCAGGCACUGAGUUCCAGAAACAGUGUUUCUCCAAGUUCUAGAAAAACCACAGUGCCAGAGGAUAUGGGGAACACUGUGGUUCCCUGUGGAGGCCCAGAUGUGACAGCUAUCCUAGAAAAGAGCAACUCCUGCAGCUUGCCAGGAUCUCUGAUGGCCAAUGGCCCAGCCCUGAGGUCCAAAGAAAAUCAAGAGCUAAGCCCUGAGACCAUACAGGAUCCCAGUGACCUGUGGGCUGAAGGUUGCUCCCCACUGCUGGAAACAUUUGACACCUCCACACUGGGGUCUUCCAAAGACACCCUGAUCCCCACAUGCCAAGACAAUCUCCUUAUUCUUGGGACCCAGGAUAGCCUCUCUUUCCCCCAGGCUAGUCAAGAGGCAGAGAGCAGAGGUAAUCUACUCUUUCCUCUGUUGGAAAACAUAGAACAUGUUAACAUACUAGAUGUUAAAAAGGACAGUGGCCCCCAACCAGGGCUCAGCAACAAUUCCUGCUCAUCAAAUUUUAAUUCUUAUAACCUGCAAGGAGAGGGCAGGGAAGGUACUGUUUCCUCCAAACCUACUGACCUUGUUCCUUUACAAGGCAACCAAGGAUCUUACCCACUUGAGACCAGCAAAUCAACAUCUGGCCAGGGUCUGAGAAGUACUUCCCCUAGAGGGGGAGUCAGGGGGGCUUUAGUUCUGAGAGAAAUCUCGAGUAGAGAAACACAUCACUCAGCAGAUAGGGCCAAAGCAAGUGAGAGAGAGGAGGAAGAGGAUGAAGAGCUCUCUAACUUUGCCUAUCUUUUGGCUUCAAAACUUAGCCUGUCUUCAGGAGGGCUUUCCUUCAGUACUUGUCAGGCCUCUGGAGGUCAGGGAAUCCAGAAAACAUCCCACCUCUCUGCUGAAGUAGAUGACCUUAGCCAACCUUCACCCCUUCCCCACACAUCUGGGAGGCAAGUCCUACUUGGGGGUUCAGCUACUGCUGUAGAGAGACCCCAGCCUGGGAGUUCUGGACAGAAACCCCUUGCUCUAGGAAUAGCGCAGCUCCCACAAACCCGUAAAAGGCGGCGUGACAGUUUUGUCACGAGCAAAAGGAAGAAACGACGUCGUAGCCAGUAGAAGCAGAGGGCUAUCCUGCUCCACCUAGCAGCACUCCAAUGGGGGG